Messenger RNA from Spodoptera littoralis (African cotton leafworm), 540 nucleotides. The record is from the annotation of a GenBank genome assembly. NCBI's taxonomy places the organism in Eukaryota, Metazoa, Arthropoda, Insecta, Lepidoptera, Noctuidae.
AUGUGGAGAGAAAGAGAUGGAAUAUCUAAACGUUGGCAGUUGAUAUACAAAGCCCCUAUGGACACUGCACUUAAAUAUGCAUCUUCUUACUUAACCGUAUCAACGGGUAUAAUUGGAGUCAGCGCUCUGUACUAUGCUGCUUUUGUAUUCGACAAAGCGGAUAUGUACAACCCAGUGGUAAUCGGUGACAAUGUAGUGAUAGCCAAUAGUCCAGUUGAGUGCUUAGUUUACCUAGGAUCCUUCAUUGCACUACAUAUUGCUAUAAAAGUAUUAUUAUCAAAGUAUGUUAUCAGAAUGUAUCAGGAUGGUGACGAAUAUUUGGCAGUUUUCAGAGGGAACUUCUUCAAUAGUAUAAAAACACACAAGUUUCACUUGAAAGAUUUCAAAAAGUUAAGUCCUACAUUUGUAGUCUCAUGGGGCGAUGCUAGGUUUGAUCUUGGUAAUAAGCAUGGAAUCAUAUUAGAGAACUACUUCAAAACACCUGAACAUUUUCACUACCUGUUGAAUAAGAAGAGUUCUGAAAAAGCUGAAGAUGAUUAA